AUUGGCAGCUCUUCUUCUCCACCCAUAUCCGCCGUCCAUUUCUCUCGUGCACCAUGAGCUGGUGGUGGGCCGGAGCUAUUGGAGCUGCAAAGAAAAAGCUCGAUGACGACGAUGCGCCACCCAAAUACCAGAGUGUUGCUUUAAUCGUCGGAGUUACCGGGAUCGUCGGCAACAGCCUCGCCGAAAUCCUCCCACUCUCCGACACUCCCGGCGGUCCCUGGAAGGUGUAUGGACUCGCUCGCCGCCCUCGUCCCCAAUGGAACGCCGACCACCCGAUCGAGUAUAUCCAGUGCGAUAUCUCAGAUCCUGAUGAAACCCUGGCCAAACUCUCUAAUGUCCAAGACGUUACCCAUCUCUUCUACGUUACUUGGGCCAAUCGAUCCACCGAAUCUGAGAACUGUGAAAUCAAUGGGAAAAUGUUCAAAAACGUCCUGGAUGCAGUCAUCCCUAAUUCCCCCAAUUUACAACAUGUUUCUCUACAAACUGGGCGGAAACAUUACUUGGGUCCGUUUGAAUUGUACGGUGAAGUAGCUCAUGAUCCCCCUUUUCAUGAAGAUCUGCCUCGUCUGGAUGCCCCCAAUUUCUACUAUACACUGGAGGACAUUCUAUUCAAAUCUGUUGAACAGAAGGAAGGAUUAACGUGGUCGAUUCAUAGACCUGGAACGAUCUUCGGGUUUUCGCCGUAUAGCAUGAUGAACAUCGUCGGCGCUCUAUGCGUUUACGCCACAAUCUGCAAGCACGAAGGGGUUCCAUUCAAGUUUCCAGGAACGAAGGAAGCUUGGGAUCAUUACUCCGAUGUUUCAGACGCCGAUUUGAUAGCUGAGCAACACAUAUGGGCAGCAGUGGAGCCUUAUGCAAAGAAUGAAGCUUUCAACAUCAGCAAUGGCGAUGUGUUCAAAUGGAAGCAUUUUUGGAAGGUGUUGGCGGAGCAAUUCGAGGUUGAGAAUGGAGGGUUUGAUGAAGGUGGGGAGAAGAUGAGGAUGGUGGAGAUGAUGAAGGACAAAGGGGAAGUUUGGGAUGAGAUAGUGAGGGAGAAGGGGUUAUUGGGUACCAAAUUGGAGGAGGUUGCACAAUGGUGGUUUGUGGACAUGAUUCUUGGAAGUGAGUGUAUGUUGGACACCAUGAACAAGAGCAAAGAACAUGGGUUUUUAGGGUUUAGGAAUUCCAAAUCUUCCUUGAUUUCUUGGAUUGAUAAGAUGAAAGGUUACAAGAUUGUUGCUUAAAUGGUCUGUCUCUUCAUGUUUUGCAAUUAAUUUUUCCAUCUUUUUAUGAUAUUUGAUGUUGUAUUUGUAUGUGUAAGAAGAAUGAAUAAAAGGGUACAUUUAAUAUUA
This is a messenger RNA of Cynara cardunculus var. scolymus (artichoke), 1331 nucleotides long. RefSeq names its product 3-oxo-Delta(4,5)-steroid 5-beta-reductase-like. The record is from RefSeq and is a predicted model, not a curated record. Lineage: Eukaryota; Viridiplantae; Streptophyta; Magnoliopsida; Asterales; Asteraceae. The transcript is spliced from 2 exons. The coding region runs from base 54 to 1223 and encodes 389 amino acids.